Molecule: messenger RNA, 1422 nt
Organism: Thecamonas trahens ATCC 50062
Lineage: Eukaryota; Apusomonadida; Apusomonadidae
Product: PHP domain-containing protein
Exons: 1
Coding region: 1-1422 (473 amino acids)
Molecular function (GO): 5'-3' DNA exonuclease activity; 5'-3' RNA exonuclease activity
Source: RefSeq, a predicted model, not a curated record
AUGCGUCACCUCCUCCGCAAGCUGGCCUUCGCCUGUGGCAGCUUCCUCGGCCCGCUCUGCUGCAGGCUGGCCACGGCGGCAGUGGUCCUGGCCCUCGCCCUGGCCGCGGGGACUUACGUCCUUCAGCGCGGCCCGGCGCUGGUCUCGUAUGCAUCGGUGGAGCUGGCCCCGCCGCGGAACUCGACCGAGGUCAUGGCCAAUCUGACUGCAGUUGAUGAGGUGCUGGUCGGCUCAAUGGCGGUGGCGCUCAACCACUCGACCGCACCGGUAGUUCUCGUCGAUGGACACGCACACACCACGGCGUCGGACGGCCGCAUGUCACUGCACCAGCUGGCGGCAUGGGAGGCCUCGCAGGGCUUUGAUGCCUUUUUCGUCACCGAUCACAACGUCUACGGUCCGGAGGCUGCGGAGAUGGCAUCGCGCUCGAGCGGCGUAUUGCCGCUGGCGGGGCAAGAGUACACCACCUGCCGGGCGCACCUCAACAUCUACGGUGUGGCCAAGCGGUACGAGCCGAUCUCGCCGUUUCCCACCAACGACGAACUGAAGGAGCUCAUUACCGACGUCCACGCUGCCGGCGGCCUGGUCUCGGUCAACCAUCUACCGUGGUCGGCGUGGUCGAUGCCGCUGGCCUCGCUCCCGAGCCGUGCCCAGUGGCACGCCUGGGGCGCAGACAUGUUCGAGGUCGUCAACUCGGGCAUCUUUGACUGGGAGACCUUUAUAUUUGCCCGCCGCGCAGGCAUGGGUGUCAUCGCCGGCACCGACGUUCACUCGCCGUACACUCGCGCUGCGUCGUGGACCGCCAUCCGCCCGGCCAACCUCUCGGCGGCGGCCAUUCUUGACGAGCUCCGCAGAGCGCGCACCAACAUCCUGCUCGAGGCCGUCGCCUCGCCGCGCCACGGACUGUAUCCGGUGGUUGCAGGCGAGUCAUGGACGCGGGCCGGCAUGGUCUGGUGGCUCUUCACCGCGCUCGGCGCCUUUGCCGAGAACUUCUACACCCUUGCCACCGGCCAGUACGACUUUGCCGGCGGCUUUUGCACGCCGACCGUCUUUCGCCUCCACACCACCCUCAUCGGCUACGCCCUGCUGUGGAUUGUGGGCCUUGCCGCCGCUCUUGAGCUUUGCUGCUGCGGCUGCGCCGCCGGGCGCUGCGCGAGGCCCUCGCCGCGCGAGCCGUAUGCUCUCGCCUGCGGUGCGCCCGCCUCGUCGGCCCGCUGCCGCCUCGUUCCCCUGGCACUCUACACGUGCUCGUCUACCGCUGUAGCUCCUCGCCGACGCGCAUCCACGUCGAGUGGAACGUAUUCAGCCGCGAACUCGAGCUCGGGCUCGGGGGGCUCGGGCUCCUCGACGCUACACUCGUCGUCAUCGCUCUCGGCGUCGGCCGACGCCGAGAUGGGGCUCCUCUCGCGGAGCCGGCGGAGCUAG